AUGCUAUUACCAUCAGCGGCGAGUCUGCUCGUCCCCUUCCUCGACUGGCUUUUAGGCAAUCGCCGUGAUGAGGGGACCCACUGCAAUCCGUCGAACCAGCUUACACCAUCUCUUCGAUUCGAAUUACGCCAUCUCCAUGCAGCGUCCACUUCCAACGCCGAGGUCGCUUUUGCAGAUGUGCGGCCCAGCUCCCAGGUCUUCAAAAACAUGAGCAGCUCGGAUCCGUUUGGAAGCACGAAGCCGUCGUAUGAUGUUCGAUCAAGGUUGACGAAGACAUUCAAACCCUCGUCGUUCGAGGCACACAAUCACGCGCGACUGCGGUCGCUCCGAUAUGGAGAGAACGAGUGGUUGGAUUGGGGUGAAGAUGAGAUCAUCGGUCCAGAUGUAGAGAGUCGAGAAACUCUACUCGAGCUCGCGAAGAUGACAAACAAUGCAUAUGUUGAGCCCAACGAUCCGGCGUGGUACAACCUCACUGAUCAGUGGUCCAUUUCAUAUCCGUUUGGAUGGGAGCCAGAGUCAGAUGGCUUCCGUGGGCACGUAUUCGCCACUGAGGAUAAUUCAACCGUCGUCGUCUCAAUCAAGGGCACUUCUGCGGGCGUGUUCGGUGGUGGAGGACCAACAGCUAAAAAGGACAAAAUAAACGACAAUCUCCUCUUCAGUUGUUGCUGUGCACGCGUAGACUGGACGUGGUCGACAGUGUGUGGAUGUUAUCGUGGGGGAUGGAAGUGCGACCAGAAUUGCUUGGAGCAGGCGCUUAUCGAGGACAGUCUCUUCUACCCCAUCGGUACCAAUCUGUAUAAUAACAUCACCUACAUGUAUCCCAACUCGAACAUCUGGGUCAUUGGACAUUCACUAGGCGGGGCUCUGGCCAGCCUAGUUGGCAUAACCUUUGGUCUUCCUGUCGUAACAUUCGAGUCGCCUGGUGAACGGCUAGCGGCAAGUCGUCUGCAUCUACCGUCGCCUCCCUCGACUCAUCAUGUUACCCACGUCUACCACACCGCUGAUCCCAUAGCAAUGGGAACGUGCAACGGCGUCCUUUCUUCUUGUGCCCUAGGAGGAUAUGCGAUGGAGACAAGAUGCCACCUCGGAAAAACUAUAGUUUAUGACACAGUGUCUAACGCGUCCUGGACAGUGGAUGUACGCACUCAUGGGAUUGUGAAUGUUAUUGAGAGGCUGCUCUCCGAUCCGUGGCCGCCGAGCAUCGAGGCGGGGCGAGAGGUUCCAGAGCCUACCGCUGAAGUAGACUGCGUGGAAUGCUACAGUUGGCAGUUCGGUGACUUUCCUGCUGGAUAA
Cyclocybe aegerita is the source of this 1293-nucleotide messenger RNA. Lineage: Eukaryota; Fungi; Basidiomycota; Agaricomycetes; Agaricales; Hemipholiotaceae. The record is from the annotation of a GenBank genome assembly.